UGUUUUCCAGGGUGCCUGACGAUUCAGAUUCGCACUGUCUUGUGUAUUUUCAUAGUGGUCUUAAUCUAUUCAGUGGCCCAAGGAUGUGUGGUGGGCUGCCUGCCCUGGGCCUGGACCUCCAAGCCCAAUAGUUCCCUGGUGAUCCUCUCGUCCAGGGGUCAGCGCACAGCCCUGCCUGCACUGCCCUGCGAGUCUGUACACCAUGCCCUGAUCUGCUGCCUGGUGGGCACCCUCCCGCUAGCCAUAUUCCUGCGGGUGUCCUCCUUGCCAAAAAUGAUCCUGCUGUCUGGGCUCACCACGUCCUACAUCCUCGUUCUUGAGCUCAGCGGAUACACCAGAGCUGGGAGCGGCGCUGUCUCUGGGCGCAGCUAUGAGCCGAUCGUGGCCAUCCUGUUAUUCUCCUGUGCGCUGGCCCUGCACGCCAGGCAGGUGGACAUCAGGCUGCGGCUGGACUACCUCUGGGCUGCGCAGGCAGAAGAGGAGCGAGAGGACAUGGAGAGGGUGAAGCUGGACAACAGGAGGAUCCUCUUCAACCUCCUGCCGGCCCACGUCGCCCAGCACUUCCUCAUGUCCAACCCCCGGAACAUGGACCUCUACUACCAGUCCUACUCCCAGGUGGGCGUCAUGUUUGCCUCCAUCCCCAACUUCAAUGACUUCUACAUCGAGCUGGAUGGCAACAACAUGGGGGUGGAAUGUCUGCGGCUCCUUAAUGAGAUAAUUGCCGACUUUGAUGAGCUCAUGGAAAAAGACUUUUACAAGGACCUGGAGAAGAUCAAGACCAUUGGGAGCACCUACAUGGCUGCAGUAGGGCUGGCGCCCGCCUCCGGAGCCAAAGCUAAGAAGUCCAUCUCCUCCCACCUGAGCACAUUGGCGGACUUUGCCAUCGAGAUGUUUGAUGUCCUUGAUGAAAUCAACUACCAGUCAUACAAUGACUUUGUCCUUCGAGUCGGCAUCAACGUUGGCCCCGUGGUGGCCGGAGUGAUUGGCGCUCGCAGGCCCCAGUAUGACAUCUGGGGAAACACAGUCAAUGUGGCCAGUCGGAUGGACAGUACUGGGGUCCAGGGCAGAAUCCAGGUGACUGAGGAAGUCCACCGGCUGCUGAGAAGGUGCUCCUACCACUUUGUGUGCCGAGGCAAAGUCAGUGUCAAGGGCAAAGGCGAGAUGUUGACAUACUUUCUAGAAGGCAGGACUGAUGGAAACGGCUCCCAUCUCAGGUCCCUAGGCUUGGAGCGGAAAAUGGGUCCAUAUGGGAGAGCUGGCCUUCAGGGCAGACGCCCCCCGGUGUGUCCCACUGGCCUCCCGGGCAGAGCUGGGCUCCCCUCUCACUCUGCGGGCCAGUACUUGCCCUCCACAACAGCUGGGAAGGAGGCCUAGUGGAGCUUAUGCUGGCCUCUGGGGGUGCACACAGAGCAAGAAUGCUCUGGAGGCUACACAGGCCACAGUGGCUCCAGCCAGGACUAGCCAGACCAUCUGAGCAGGGAGCCAGCGGUGGGCUGCAGAAGGAGCAUUGUCCAGGUGUGGCCUGUGGCCUGAGGGCCAGCCACCCAGGAGAAGCAGCACGGCAGUGAUUUGGUGAGGCCUGCACACACUUCUAGGCCGUGGGAGAGAUGUGUCCACUCCAUCUUUCCUUCAGGGGCAUAGG
Carlito syrichta (Philippine tarsier) is the source of this 1642-nucleotide messenger RNA. Its product is annotated as adenylate cyclase type 1. The annotation marks the transcript as partial. Gene Ontology annotation, molecular function: adenylate cyclase activity. The record is from RefSeq and is a predicted model, not a curated record. The transcript has 9 exons. Gene Ontology annotation, biological process: cAMP biosynthetic process; adenylate cyclase-activating G protein-coupled receptor signaling pathway; intracellular signal transduction. Lineage: Eukaryota; Metazoa; Chordata; Mammalia; Primates; Tarsiidae.